Molecule: messenger RNA, 414 nt
Organism: Rotaria sordida
Lineage: Eukaryota; Metazoa; Rotifera; Eurotatoria; Philodinida; Philodinidae
Source: the annotation of a GenBank genome assembly
AUGUUAAAUCGACCUUUGCCUGAACAAAAUGUUGAAACCAUAAUGAAAAUUGGAUUCUUUCUACAUGAUCUUCAUAAACAAAUUGUCAAUAUGCAUAAUGAACAAUCGAAAACUCGUGAUCAUAAUAAAUUUAUUGUUUAUCGAGGACAAGGCAUGGCAUCUACUGAUAUAGAAAAAAAAGCGCUUCACAUUCAUGAGAAAUCGCCAACUACUGACGACUCGACUCUAGCAACUACAUACAAUAAUAUCGAUGUUGCUUAUAGAUUAAUAGAAGAUUAUACAAGUGCACUUUCAUCUUAUGAAAAAGCACUAGUUGUUCGAGAAAAAUCUCUUAUACCUGAUGAUUCAGUAUUAGCAUCAAUCUAUAGUAGCAUUGGAUCAGUAUAUCAUUCCAUAAAAAAUCUUCGUCUGUAG